GCUUAUCUACGAAUUAGACCUAUAAGUUCGGACGAUAUAAUAAAACCAUACAUUCAAAUUGUAAACGAUACGGAGGUUGUAAUGAUUCCUCCAAAGGACUCUCACGCCUUUAAAACAUGCAACAAGGGACCGGAAAAAUACAUGUUUACAAAAGUUUUUGAUGAAAGGACGUCACAGAAACGUUUUUUUUUGGAAACGACGCUCCCGUUGGUAAAAGGUGUAUUGAAUGGAAUCAAUGGAUUAGUAUUCGCUUAUGGUGUAACAAAUAGCGGCAAAACAUAUUCAAUUCAAGGUACUCGCAACGAAGAAGGCAUAUUACCUCGAACAUUAGAUACAAUUUUUAAUAGUAUCAAAAAUUUAGAAAGUGAGGCGCAGCUCAAACCAGUUAGAUACAAUGAAGUAGAAAGUUACAACGGAAACGAAUCCAGUGUUCCUCCAAUUAUUAUAUCAAAGUCGCAUAUGGAGAAUCCAUUUAUUUUAUCGGAUUCAGACUCAUCACAAAAUAAGAAUAAAGGUGCCGAUAUAGAAUACGCGAAUGCUUUUGAUUUAACGCACAAGCUUGACAACAUAGAUGUUGAUAAACAAUUUAGGUAUGCAGUAUGGGUUUCGUACGUAGAGAUUUAUAACGAAAAAAUAUAUGAUCUUCUGGAAGACCCUGGAAGCGCUAAACAGUCAGACGGCAAACGAAAGGCAUUGAUGGUAAAAAAUGAUAAGCGGACGGGAAAUAAGUAUCUUAGCGACAUUAAAGAAGUUCGAAUACGUAAUGUAGAAGAUGGAUAUGCUGUACUUCAGCAAGGCAUGAAAAAUCGACAAAUAUUUUCAACCCUGGCUAAUGAAACUUCCAGUAGAAGCCACUGCAUAUUCAUGAUAAAGAUAAUUAAGAUACCACAUGAUAAAGAUACUACUGCCACAGAGUUGUCGUCGUCCCUUGUCGUAACGAGUCGGUUAUCGAUAGUUGACCUUGCGGGUUCAGAACGGACAAAAAAUGCGCAAACAACAGGUACAAGACUGAAAGAGGCUGGAAACAUAAAUCGAUCGUUAAUGGUUUUAGGACAGUGUCUUGAAAUACUAAGAGCGAAUCAGGCGCGACCAAAGGGUCAAAAGCAUAUUUUGGUCCCUUACCGUCAUAGUAAAUUGACGGAAUUAUUUCAGAGUUCAUUUGCUGAUGGUGAAUCUGUUAUGAUUGUUAAUAUUAAUCCAGUCGAUACAGGCUUUGAUGAGAAUAUGCAAGUUAUGAAAUUUUCCGCAGUGGCAAAAGAUGUUUGUACCUCAUUGAAGAAUAUUUCAAGUCAUUAUGGAUAUAGAGGCACAUUGCUUUUUACACCAGAUAAGAAAUUUGGAAAAGAAAAUAAAACAUGUGAUAGCAGCGAUUCAAAGUCAGAAGAUAAUUAUGAUCUAUUAAUCAACAUGCUUUUUGCACAAAUAGAAGACCUUCGUGAAAAAUGGAUUAGUGCCGAGACGCGCUGUGGUAAUCUAAAGCUCGAAAUUCGGGAACAAGUCUCAGAUGAGCUAGCUGUUCAUAUGUCAAAUAUGGGAAAGAAAUACAUGGAUCAGGCAAAUAUUCAACAAAUUUUAACGGAGUCUCUAGAAAGGCAAAUGGAAAUUAUUCGUCGGGAUACACAUUCUACUGUACAAAGCGGAGCCAUUUAUUACCAGUUCUCUAGUAAUCUAGUUGAUAAGUUGCAAACUGAGAUACAAGAAUUAGAAAAUGAAGUCGAAAAGUUGGAGAAUAAAUUAGGCAUUUGUGUUUCUUUGCUUAAUGAUAAGGACAAGCUUAUUGAAAAACUUCAAUUUGAAAAUAAAGAAUUAGAAAGACAGAUUCUUUAUGCUUCCCAAAAAUUGGAUUAUGUUGAUAUUGAAGCUGAAGAAUCCAAUUCAACUGAGCAAGAACCGAAUGCAGUGAAAAUUAAUCAAAUUUCCGAAGAAACUAAUUUAAAAGAAGUUGAAAAUUACUUUUUCACAAAUCAAGGGU
Racocetra persica is the source of this 1972-nucleotide messenger RNA. The record is from the annotation of a GenBank genome assembly. NCBI's taxonomy places the organism in Eukaryota, Fungi, Glomeromycota, Glomeromycetes, Diversisporales, Gigasporaceae.